AUGUCGGCAGAAGCAUCGGAAGCGCACGAGGCGCAAGUCAAAAUGGAGGUGAGCGCUGACCAGGAAUCUGAGAUUGCCGCUGUACAACAAAUAGCCAGCGUCGGUGUCAGCGCGGAUGCUGAUGCUGAUGCUGAUGCUGAUGCUGAUGCUGAUGCUGAUGCUGAUGCUGAUGCUGAUGCUGAUGCUGAUGCUGAUGCUGAUGCUGAUCUUGAUGCUGAUGCUGAUGCUGAUGCGGACGCGGACGCGGAUGCGGAUGCUGAGGCCGAUGUUGAUCACGACGACAAGCCGGAUGCUGAGGGCGACGUGGAAGUACAGACAGAUAGCAUUGCUGCUGAUGUCAAGGCUGCGUCGGAAAACGAACCUGCCCAAAGCGCAAACGCCAAGAUGGACGAGUCGCAGGCCACACCACAACCGAUGGCAGAAUCGAAAUUAGAUGACCACCAACAGCAAGACUCUCAGCUUGUUUCGCCCCAAGCUGGCUCUUCGAACCAGCCACCGCAGCCCCACAAAUACAUGACCGUCGAACAGAGGAAACAACUUUUUGAAGAGCGCAUCCGGAUUGAUCCGCGCGAUGGCGAAGCGUGGCUCAACCUCAUCGAAGAGGCGCAGUCACGAGAGGACAUGGCAGCAACAAGAGCGCUCUACGAUCGCUUCUUCAAGGUCUUCCCCAACCAAGCACGUCAAUGGCUCGCGUAUCUUGAUCUAGAGCUUGCUCACAGCAACUUUGCUCAGGUUGAGGCCAUCUUCAAUCAAUGCUUGCGCACUACGCCGUCGGUCGAUCUUUGGAAGUUUUACCUCUCCUACACCCGUAGAGUCAAUCCACUUGCCCCCUCCACCGGCGCAGAAGAGGAUCCGGCGCGAGAGCAGACGCGAAGGGUGCUCGAAGGUGCCUACGAAUUUGCUCUCCGUUUUAUUGGCAAUGACAAGGACAGCGGAUCCAUCUGGACCGACUACAUCUUGCUCAUCAAGGAGCGAGAGGCAAGAGGCGGCUGGAAAGAGGGUCAAAAGAUGGACGACCUUCGUCGCGUCUAUCAGCGCGCGGUUAGUGUACCACUCACCAACAUUGAGACUAUCUGGAAGGACUACGAUGCCUACGAGAAUGGGCUCAACAAGCUCACUGCCAAGAAAUUCCUUGCCGAGCGCUCGCCAGCGUACAUGACAGCACGUCGCGUGCUCAGAGACCUUAAAGCCUACAGCGAUCCGCUCGUGAAGCCUCUGCUGCCUCGUGUGCCUGUAUGGACUACAUCUGCUCUUGCUGGCGAUGCAGCUCAAGAUCCAGCCCAGUGGCAGCGCGAACGUCAGCAGGCGGAUGCAUGGAUCGAGUACCUCAAGUGGGAAGAAUCGAACCCAUUGCUACUCGAAGACGUAGCCAUUUUGCAAGCGCGAGUUACCAGUGCGUAUCGCAGAGCAACCAUGUAUCUUCGCUUCUACCCGGAGGUGUGGUACCUUGCUUCGCGGUAUCUGGUAUCUAUUUUGCGCGUCGACGAGGCUGCCACAUGGCUCAAGAACGGCAUGGAGGCUUGUCCCGGCAGCUUUCUGCUUCACUUUGCCUACGCCGAGCUUGGCGAAGCGAGAAAAUCUACGAGCGACUGUGCUGCUGUGUUUGACGGCCUCUUGGAUCACGUUCACGCCCAGAUUGACGCGCGUCAGGCCAAACUGCAACAAGACCUCAAGACCGUUGACUUGGAAGCAGACAGGACGAAAGCGCAGGCGGCUACUCGCCGUGCCAACGAAGGAGACGGUGAUGUGGAUGUCGAUGGCGAGGAGCGCGAGCGAGAGCGCAAAGCGGGCGAGCUCUUGCAGAUACGAAAACAGGAGUUGCAAGCAGCAGCCAAACCAGAGAUCGAGGGUCUCAAAGAAGCAAGUGCACUAGUCUGGAUCAAGUACAUGCACUUUUUGCGACGUACCGAGGGCAUUCGACCUGCACGUAGUGUGUUCAGCCGAGCUCGUAAGAGCCCGCACUGCACUUGGCAGGUGUUUGAAGCGAGUGCGCUCAUGGAGUACCACUGCUCCAAAGACGCAGUCGUGGCCACAAAAGUAUUUGAGCUUGCACUCAAGACGUUUGGUUCGGACGAAGCGUUUGUCGUGCGCUAUCUAGACUUUCUCAUCUCGAUGAACGAUGACAGCAACGCACGCGCACUGUUUGAGCGAGUUAUUGGCACGUUUGCGCCUGAACGCGCUCGCCCUAUCUGGGAGCGAUGGGCCAAGUACGAAUACAACUUUGGCGACAGCGUUGCCAUACAAAAACUCGAGUCGCGAUUGGCAGAGACGUAUCCGGACGAGCCAGCGACCAAGCGUUUCAUUGCACGCAGUUCGUACAUGGACUUGGACCUGGUCGGACCGCGCGACUUGGGUAUCCGAGCGGCCAUGGCCGGCGCGAGUGCGGCAGACCGCGCCGUGGAAGCUGCGAAGGACGGCGGCGCUGAGGAAGGCCCGAGGCGUAAAACGAUGCAAGAGAUGAAGCGCCUCGCAGCUGAGAGUGCUCAGGAUGACACUUCGGGUGAUUGGGCACGACCCGGUGCGUCUUCAAGCGCUGGUGGCGCUGGUGGACCGCCGGUGAAGAAAUUCAAACGAGACUCUGCCUCGCCCGCGCCGGCUGCGUUCAACAACCAAGCUGUUGGUCAGCAGGUGGCUGGCCCAAGAGAUGCAUGGAACGAGUUCCCGGAGAGCGUGCUGGUGUUUAUGGAGAUGCUGCCGAGCGCUCAACUGUUCGAUGGGCCCAUGUUCAAACCAGAGGACAUUAUUGACUGUAUUCGAAGUGCCAAUGUUCCGGUGGGAGGCGGCGCGAGGAGAGGUGCCGCUGGCUAUGGUGGUGCUGGUCGCGGGAGGUACCGAUGA
This is a messenger RNA of Mycosarcoma maydis (corn smut), 2838 nucleotides long. Its product is annotated as cleavage polyadenylation factor subunit RNA14. Bases 1 to 2838 code for a protein of 945 amino acids. Gene Ontology annotation, cellular component: nucleus. The transcript has a single exon. Gene Ontology annotation, molecular function: protein binding; mRNA binding. NCBI's taxonomy places the organism in Eukaryota, Fungi, Basidiomycota, Ustilaginomycetes, Ustilaginales. Gene Ontology annotation, biological process: mRNA 3'-end processing. The record is from RefSeq and is a predicted model, not a curated record.